Agelaius phoeniceus (red-winged blackbird) is the source of this 2334-nucleotide messenger RNA. NCBI's taxonomy places the organism in Eukaryota, Metazoa, Chordata, Aves, Passeriformes, Icteridae. The record is from RefSeq and is a predicted model, not a curated record.
GCGCGUCGGUGCCGACGGUCUCCAGGAGGGAGUGAAGAGGAGGAGGAGGAGGUGAGCUCCUCUGGCCUGAUGUGCAGCUGGUGGGAAGAGAAGAGCUGAGGCCUUCCCCUGUUCCAUCUGUACCUUUGAAAGGAUUUCACUGAACGCCAUGCAUGGCAGGCAAAGCAGAUUGAAGAAUGCUACUACACUCAGGAAAAUCACACUUUGAAAUCUGUCCAUUGGACUGAAGCAGAUAGGAUGGGUUGGAAGAAAUACUGUUCAACACUGAGAUCCACAGCCAAGAUUCCCAGACUGCUUUGGUGAAGAGCUCUGAAGCAGCACCACCUGGUAUUUUACUGCUGCCAGUUAUGAAUGCAGGCCCAUGUCCCAAGAACCUCUCCAGCUCUCCUGAAGGCCUUUGAGGCACCGAAAGGGGCUCUGAGGUCUCCCUGGAGCCUUCUCUUCUCCAGGUCCAGGUACACGGAAAAAAACCAGAAGUUUCAGCUGUAGCAUUGCUGUGAGCCUGACUGCCCGUGGAACACUGUUUUGAGGUUUCAGACAGUUCUGAAGUACUUGGAAAAUGAGUGUCCUUCUCAUUGAACCCUUUUAUGGUGGCUCCCACAAACAGCUGAUGGAUCUUCUCCAGGAAGAGCUACAAGAAGAUUGUGUCCUCUGCACACUCCCAGCCAAGAAGUGGCAUUGGAAGGCACGGACCUCUGCUCUUUAUUUCAUGCAAACAGUGCCAACAAGUUCUAAUUACAGGAUCCUCUUUGCAAGCUCGGUGCUUAACCUGGCUGAACUCGCCGCCCUCCGCCCUGACCUUGGCAAAUUGAAAAAGGUCCUCUACUUCCAUGAGAACCAAUUGGCAUAUCCUGUCCAGAAAUGCCAGGAAAGGGAUUUUCAGUAUGGAUACAACCAAAUUCUUUCAUGUUUGGUUGCUGAUGUUGUGGUGUUCAACUCUGCUUUUAAUAUGGAAUCCUUUCUUAAAUCCAUUGGAAAAUUUAUGAAGCUGAUUCCUGACCACAGACCUAAGGAUUUGGAAAAAAUAAUCAGACCGAAGUGCCAAGUUCUUUAUUUUCCAGUCAGGUUUCCUGAUGUGAGCAGGUUCAUGCCAGAGCAUAAACUUGCCCGUUUGGAAAAGGUAAUUGGUGUUAAAAGGAAUGGAGAUGCUUAUCAGUCAGAGGGACUGCCUGGGCAGCAGGAGAGCAGAGCUGUAAUGAAAACCAUUGAUGCACAUCCUGAGUCUGGACUUUGUGAGCCCCAGCCUGGGCUCUGCACCACACAGCACGAGGGGCUGCCCUCCCCAGCAGCAGCCCCAGUCCAGGCUGAAGCACCAGAAAGAACAAAUCCUUGUCAAGGGGAAGAUAAGCAACAUCUGACUUUUAACCUCUCUAAUAUCUUGAGUGGACUGGACUAUCAGCAAAGACCUCUGCACAUUGCCUGGCCUCACAGGUGGGAACAUGACAAAGAUCCUGAAACUUUCUUUAAAGUCCUGAUGAAGCUGAAACAGCAAGAUCUGCCUUUCCAUGUGUCCGUCCUCGGAGAGACUUUCAGUGAAAUUCCAGAUAUCUUUUCAGAGGCCAGGGAGGUGUUGGGAUCGUCCGUCUUGCACUGGGGGUACUUGCCUAGCAAGGAUGACUAUUUCCGAGCUCUGUGCACAGCUGAUGUUGUCAUCUCCACAGCCAAACAUGAAUUCUUUGGCGUGGCAAUGAUCGAGGCUGUGCAUUGUGGCUGUUACCCGCUGUGUCCCAAAGCCUUGGUGUACCCAGAGAUAUUCCCAGCUGAAUAUCUGUAUUCUACACCUGAACAGCUUUUUAAAAGGCUUCAGAAUUUCUGCAAGAGACCAGAUAUUGUAAGGAGACAUCUCUAUAAGGGCGAGACGGCCGGGUUUUCUUGGGCAGCGCUCGGCAGUAAAUUCAGGUCUCUGCUCGCAGCAGAACCGAGGGAAGAUUUGUGACAGAUGGGGCUAAGUCACAAACUUGCAGCCUCAGGCAGAAUUGUGGAAGUUUCCAGAGUGUGCCCAUAUUUACCUGAUCAGAGAGAAAAGAAAAUCUGCAGAGGAAGCCGAGCCUGGCUGCUUGUCAUAGCUGACACAGAGCCAUCUGCCACAAACCUGUGGCGGCUUCAGAUCUCCAAUCCCUGCCACCACCCCAGCUCAAAUUAAAUACAGAUUCUUAGAGACGUUAUGAUGGUUACACAUGUCCUCGGCAUCACAUGCAGGAGACUGUUCAAAAAAAAUAUGUGGCCUGUUGUGUAACCGCACUCAUGUAUCCCAUAUGUGGUGCCACAUUGAAUUUCCGGUUGAAUCUGUUUUUAUCCUUUGUACUGGAUGACAUGGUGCCUGAAUUCUUUCUU